This is a messenger RNA of Orbicella faveolata, 3937 nucleotides long. RefSeq names its product sacsin-like. Lineage: Eukaryota; Metazoa; Cnidaria; Anthozoa; Scleractinia; Merulinidae. The record is from RefSeq and is a predicted model, not a curated record.
AUCUCUCGACCAAAUGUAGUGGAUGAAGGCAUUUUAGAAAUGGUCUGUGAAAUUCCCUUCGUACCUGCCGACUCUGUGACAGACCUACUACUAACAGUCUAUCCACCGUUAGGAGGAGCAGUCGAGGGUGAAGUUCCCUUCAUUGCGUUCAAAGGAGCAGUUUUCAAGGACUACGAAGACAUUGUAUGGACAAAAGCACACUUGCUUCCAGUGUGGGCAAAUCCAAGGUCUCGUAAAAAUGAAUUUGAUUGUCCGGAUGGGGUCGAUAUUGAGAAGUACUGUAAUUCCUUUCUCGCCAAGCUGCAAAUUGCGGAGAAGCCAUCGGUAAAUCUCGUUGUUAGUCAUUGCCAAACCAUCUGUCUCCAUUAUGAGCGAAAGUACAACAUGAGAAAUGCUCCAGCUGAACAGUGUUCCGCGUUAAUAAGGGUCAUGGAAAGUAUUUACGCAUUUCUUCAAGAAAACGCAACCGCAGACAACGAAGUGAAGAGGCUCCUUGAAACUACUCGCUGCAUUUUAGUUGAACAAGGAAGUAAGUUCAUUCCGCCCAGUCAAGCAGUCCUUGAGUUGUACGAGGGUAAUGAAAUAAAGCCAUAUCUUUACCGAAUUCCCCCAGAGUUUGGCAAGUUACAUGGAUUCUUUGAGUACCUGGGUUGUUCCAAGACUGUCAGAGCUACUCAUUAUGCUAUGGUUUUGGAGAAGAUGGAGGAAAGUUGCCCAAAUGCUAAAUUGCACCCAGAUGAAGUCAGAAAGUGUUCCAAGGCGGUGAGAGGUUUCUUUGCAAAGCUUGAAGAUGAUCCUGAUGACGCAUCUACGAUCUCUAAUCUGUACUUACCAGCAAUAUUUCCGGAGAUUCCCUCCUCUGAUAAGCGUCCAAAACAAAUCCGUGUGACCUUACAAAAGUCCACGGAGCUGGUUUUCAAUGAUGUUCCUGCCUAUAGAUCAAGGAUCGCGGGGCUCAACAUACGUUUUGUACUUGAGCUCAACAGGAUGUACGUCAGACCUAAAUCUGCCUUGAUCAACUACAGAGAGCUAAUGAUGAAAUUGCCUACACCCAUACAACCAGUGAUGUUGUCCACUCUAGUAAAAGAAGUCUUAACUGAUGGCACAGUAGUGACAACUGGAGCUGUGAACGCAUUGAGGACGCGAAUUUCGUCUGUACAGUUUGUUCGUGGAAUUGUCAGAAUUAUUCGACAUGUUAACGCUCAGAGGGAAGAUUUUGAUGAAGGAACAAUUGCAAAUGUCGAAAGUGGUCUUCGAAACAUAGAGCUCUGUGCUGUAGAAAGCCUUAAAACCUCACUCUUUCACAAUCACAACAAUGAACUCAUUCCUGGAAGCGAAAAAGAUGUACCUUACUUUCAAGAGAAAGUAAUGGUGUCUGGCGAGGAGAAAGUGAGGGUGUAUUUGAAAUCUGUAACAGGAAUGGGCGACGCAGUUUCGGUCACAUCCUUGAUAGCACAGGCAAUUGUAGAGAUUUAUGGUGAGUUUCUGGGAACGAAAGCAGUCUUAAUUCCUGAAAUGUUGCUUUGUCCCCCUGUUGACAUAUGGCCCAUGCUUGAUAGAGCAGAUAUUCGACAAGAUGACACCUGCGAUGGAACAGAAAUAGGUAUCUAUGCAGAACCAGGUGGCUUUAUUCCAAUCGAGGAACAUCAUCUGCUGAAUGACGCCUUUUUAGAAUUUGAACCUGGAGAAUAUGUAGGUUAUCAGUUACACGACCCGAGUCUUCAACUCGAGGAAGGGGCCGCCACGUACAUCUACGCGGUGAUUAUUGACGAAAUUGACGUGAUUGAUGAAGAUACAGUUCUUCUGACAAAGAUGUACCUAAUCGAUAUUGGAAACGACGAAUCACUAGAGGUCAAUGCUGCCGUCUUGCACAAAUUCCACCGCAUACAGGAGAUAUCUGCACAGGAAAGAGAACGCCCCAGAAACAGAAAUAGAGAAGUUAUUUUUGGAGAGAUAUCAGAGCAACUGGAGGAUGCAUGGAGACUACCAGAAGAACAGAGACGACAAAUCGUCAAGCGGCUUAUUCUACGUUGGCACCCAAGGAAGAAUUUGGGAGAUGAAGAAUUCUGCUCACAGGCGUUUGAACACAUCAAGAAUGAACUGGGCGGCUCUUACGACGAACAUAUUGAUGCCUGGGUAAGACGUGUAAUAGAGCAUGAAACGCAGCGUGAGGAGUACAGAGAAAGGCUCGCUAAUUCGGACGAGUCCUGGGAAUCGUCAUCAUGUCACAUUCCUCCAAGGUUCUGCAUUAAAAAUCCUCAGCCUGAUGAGGCUAAGCGUUGGUUCAGACAGGCGGAAGCUGACCUUGCAGCCGGUGCAAAUGAAAUUGAUUCCAGUAGGCCUUCUUAUGAGUGGGUAUGCUUUAAAUGCCAUCAGGCAGCAGAGAAGGCACUUAAGGCGGUUCAGUACUCAAUAGAUGCUGACAACGUGACUAGAGACCACUACUUGGUUGAGAAGUGCGAUGGUUUAAAUGACUCCGAGUUAACCAGGUUAGCCAGCAGUCUACAGAGACUUGUCGGUGGUUCGGCGCGCAUGCGUUAUCCAGAUCAGAUGUCCUUCCCCGAGAUCCCAAACGACGUUUACUCGGUCCAGAUGGCUGAGCAGGCCUUACAGCUUUCAGAGAAUAUUUUAAUGCGAGUCAAAGACAGGAUAUCCUAAGGGUGUGGCAAGUGCUUGGACUAGCUGAGAAUAUUCAAGGAUACAUUUCAGAUGCUACUCAAACUGCCGAUGUUCCUCGGCAUGUGUUAAUCAGGGGAUGUUAACUUAACCGAACAAUUUAGCUUUAAAAAAAAAUCAAGUAAUAUAUGUAGAGUGAUCCAAGUUCUGAUGGGGAAAAAAAAAUUCAAACCCGUGCAUGUUCUCUAGCGUGGAGUUUAAGGUUGCAGUAAAUGCAUAUUUUUUUUUUUACUUCUUAAAUCUGUAAAAAUUUUCGAGAGCAAAAGCAUGAGCAAAAGCAUGACUACUGAGCGUUGCAAUAUUUCAUUCUUAUUCGGUGAACAUAGAGCUUGUUUGUUUGUUUGUUUGUUUUUCUCAGAGAGACGAUAUUAGCUUAGUUUGAGUUAUUUUAUACCGUUUAAGAAGGCAAAGAAAUCUUGCCUCUAACAGAAGUUGCGUCAAUGCAGGCAAAUAGGCCGGCGCUUCCAUAUUGACAGUGGCCGGCGACAUAAAAUACCAUUGCCUGUCAGCCGUUGCAUUUCGUAUUUAUCUUUUUUAGCCAAGUUAAACUUGUUGACCAGUAAGAUCGAAGGCAUAGUUUUGAACGUGUCCUAGGCUUGCCUUUGAAUCACAGACUAUUUAAAAACAUGAGCCUUUAGGAUUCUUGAACCAAUAGCUCGAUUAUAUUCUAAGUUGUGAGUCAGGAAUAAACAUAGGCGCGUAAUUUUACUGUUACCAAAGCUCUUCCUACUUUCAAACACGAACCUAAUUCCUAUUUACUCGUUAUAGAUACAGUUUGCUACGUAGUUAAUUUUCAGUAGAAUAUACGAAGUUAUUCAUACUUCAGAAUACCUGAAGUAAAAUGUAAAUGCAAGAUUAUAGAAAUGCUGUAAUUGCUCAAAAUAAGCUUGAAUGAAUGCCUGUCAAACAGAGAAAUCAGUACAGAUAGUUAAAAGGUAAAGAGAGGUACACCUUUCAGUUGAUGGUAUAAAUAUACAAAUAUGUUCUAAUUUUCAAUGGCAAUUUUCAAAUAGAAAAUAGUUUUAUACUAGCAAAUGUUUGGAGACGUGUACCGUUAGUCUACAUCUCUUAGUUGUGUUUUUAAGUGAUGUUGUAGUCUUUUUGCAGCGGUUUCGUUAAAACGCAGUGCCAAAGCGUUUUCGGCGGUUUUGAUGUUCCCAAGCUAAAUAAGCUCGAGCUAUUUUUAAAACAAUGAACUUGUUUAGGCUGCAAUACAAAGCACACAACUUCGAAAGCUUAAUUCAUUUUUCCCUAGAGAAGC